This is a messenger RNA of Hippocampus zosterae (dwarf seahorse), 2896 nucleotides long. It is a transcript of the gene nox5, whose product is annotated as NADPH oxidase, EF-hand calcium binding domain 5. The coding region runs from base 126 to 2450 and encodes 774 amino acids. Gene Ontology annotation, biological process: superoxide anion generation; defense response. Lineage: Eukaryota; Metazoa; Chordata; Actinopteri; Syngnathiformes; Syngnathidae. The record is from RefSeq and is a predicted model, not a curated record. Gene Ontology annotation, molecular function: calcium ion binding; superoxide-generating NAD(P)H oxidase activity. Gene Ontology annotation, cellular component: NADPH oxidase complex; plasma membrane. The transcript is spliced from 17 exons.
GGGGUGGGCAGGCUUGUCACCUCCAGCUGACGACGAAGACGAGGAGGAAGAUUCACCGGCAGCCAAGGAGGACUGUUCAACAGCCGCAGUCCGGACCGGGCGUGGCGAUUCCGCGGGUGUCGGCCAUGAGCGCGGACGAGGACGCGCGCUGGCUGGAUUGGGUGACCAAGCAAUUUGAGAGCAUCGCCGGAGACGACAAAGAGAUCGACUUGGACGAGUUCAAGACAGCUCUCAAGGUCAAAGAGUCUUUUUUCGCUGAGCGCUUCUUUGCGCUCUUCGACUCCGACGGGAGCAGUUCCAUCAGCCUGGACGAGCUCCUGGAAGCGCUGGACCUUCUCAUUCACGGUAGCGAGACGGACAAGCUCAGGUUCCUCUUCCAGGUCUACGAUGUGGACGGGAGCGGUUCCAUCGACCCGGACGAGCUGCGCACGGUUCUCAAGUCGUGCCUGCGUGAGAGCGCCAUCUCUCUGCCGGAGGAGAAAUUGGACGACUUGACGCUGGCGCUCUUCGAGUCGGCCGACAAAGACAACAGCGGGGCCAUCACCUUCGAGGAGCUCAAAGCGGAACUGGAAGACUUUCCGGAGGUGAUGGAGAACCUGACCAUCAGCGCCGCAAACUGGCUCAAGCCUCCGGAAGCGGACCAGAAGAAGCGGCAGACCCCGCGCUACCUCACGCGGGUGUACUGGCACAACAACAGUCGCAAGCUCCUGUUCCUGUGCGGCUACGCUUGCCUCAGCCUGGCGCUGUUCGUGGGCGCCGUCCUGCAGCAUCGUCACGGAAGCGCCUGCUACAUGCUGGCCAAAGGAUGCGGCCAGUGCCUCAACUUCAACUGCACCUUCGUCAUGGUCCUGAUGCUGCGCCGCUGCCUCACGUGGUUGCGGGCCACCUGGGUGGUCCGGGUUUUGCCGCUCGACCAGAACAUUCUCUUACAUCAGAUUGUGGGCUACGCCAUCCUGGGAUACACGCUCGUGCACACCACUGCGCACAUCUUCAACUUUGUUCAGCUGUCCGAGCAUAGCGGCUUCAGUCUUUGGGAGUACCUGCUGACCACGCGGCCCGGCAUCGGCUGGGUGAAGGGCACGGCGUCCGUGACGGGUGUGGUUCUUCAGGUGGUCAUCUGCCUCAUGGGGAUCUGCUCCAGCACCUUUGUACGACGCAGCGGCCAUUUUGAAGUGUUCUACUGGUCCCAUUUGUCCUACGUGUGGGUGUGGUCACUGCUCAUGGUCCAUUGCGCCAACUUCUGGAAGUGGUUCGUCGUGCCGGGUCUGGUCUUCCUUCUGGAGAAAAUCAUCGGAAUCGCCGUGUCCCGGAUGGGAGGUCUUUACAUCGUGGAGGUCAACCUGCUGCCGUCUAAGGUGACUCAUCUGGUCAUCAAGCGUCCGCAGUUCUUCCAGUUCAAGCCGGGGGAUUACGUGUACAUCAACAUUCCCGUCAUCGCCAAGUACGAGUGGCACCCGUUUACCAUCAGCAGCGCUCCGGAGCAAUCUGACUGCCUGUGGCUGCACAUCCGCUCCAUGGGCCAGUGGACCAACCGUCUGUACGAGUACUUCCGCCAGCCGCAGAGUCCGGCGCCGAAUCCUAGGAGGCUGGCAGCAAGCCUGCGGAGCAAACAACUGAUGAAGAGUCCGGAAUUGUUCAGCUCGGCGCACGAGAACGGCGCCGUGGCGUCCACCGAGGACAACGCAGUGGAGCUGACCAUGUAUCGUAGCAACGUGUCCCGGGCCGCCGCCGCCCCCCCGGCAACCUCGGACGAUCCGGCGGCCGCGGAGCGAGGCGAGGCCCCGCCCCCGAGAGAGGUUUCUGCAAAGUUUGGCGAGAAUCACCGCUUCUGUAACAUCAAGUGUUACGUGGACGGACCCUACGGUACCCCCACCAGACAGAUCUUUGCGUCCGAGCACGCCGUUCUGAUCGGGGCGGGCAUCGGCAUCACGCCCUUCGCCUCCAUCCUGCAAAGCAUCAUGUACAGGUACCGCUGCCGCAAGCAGAAUUGUCCCAACUGCAGCUACUCGUGGUGCGAAAACAUUAAGGAUAGCGAAAUGAAGCUACGCAAAGUCGACUUCAUCUGGAUCAACCGUGACCAGAAGUCCUUCGAAUGGUUUGUCAGCCUCCUGACCAAACUGGAGAUGGACCAGGCCGACGGAGAGCCCGAAGGUCGCUUCCUGGAGAUGCACAUGUACAUGACGUCGGCCUUGUGCAAGAACGACAUGAAGGCCAUUGGCCUGCAGAUGGCGCUGGAUCUACUGGCCAAGAAGGAGAAGAGAGACUCCAUCACGGGUCUGAGGACUAGAACCCAACCUGGACGCCCCGAAUGGGCCAAGGUGUUCCAGAAAAUUUCGGAGGAGAACAAAGGAAAAGUUCACGUGUUCUACUGCGGUUCUCCUGCGUUGGCUAAAGUCAUCAAAGCGCAAUGUGAAAACUUUGCCUUCAACUUUUACAAGGAAAACUUCUGAAGACGCGUUUCCGUGACUAACGCUUCCAUCGGUUGGAAUGCUCAUUUUGAAGAGCCGUUCAACGGCUGUCUUGCGAAGCAAACAGUAGGGGGCAGCACACUGUCGUCACACGAGCCCGAGUGGGACCAGACCACCCCCCCCCACCCCCAAAGCAUAUUUACACACCCCAUAUGGACUACUGUACUGCCAAAUUAAGUCAUACGCUUCACACACACAGACACACAUUUGAUUAUCUACAGUACACGAUUAAUAAAAUAAACAGUGCUAGCAAAAGUAAGAUAGCAUUCGUACAGUGAACAAGCUAACGUUUGCUAGCGACUGCUGCUACGCUGGUAAUAUGACUUUUACCUGUGGCCUUAAUGCUAAAUAUAUACAUUUGAAGUUGUAUUUUGUUGUAAUGUACAAUACAUUAAAAAGAUCGAGAAGAGACCGCGCUGUGGUAGAUU